AACAAAAAAAAAAAAAACAGGGAAGGCGGCGCGGGCAAUCGCACACAACCAAACGGGCCCCUGUUUCUCUUCGAGAGAUCUUCUCUUGGCUCUCCUCUCUACAUCCUAUCCACGACCGACGCAGCUGCAGCAGAAAGGCGGACUUAUCUCGUCGGAGUGUUCAGAGUGACACACCGAGGUAGCCGAGGCGAGAAAGCGUGCUGGCGCGCUUGAAAGGAGACCACGACCACGCCACCCAAGGGGCGCCCCUCGCAACACUCGCGACUCGACUCGACUCGCAUAUAGACUUGAAUUCUUGAUCGGUGCUCCUGCUAACAGAUAGAGUACGGUAAGAUGGCGGCUGAUCGACAGCAGCACCCCUUGAAUCUCGAGGGUACGGAGCAGUCGUCAUUCCAGAACACGGCAGAGCAUGCAACGACCACCCUCGCAAGAGAGACAGGCGGCGAGGGAAGCCCCGCGAUCGAGGUGGGCAGUCGACAGCCGACAGGGACUAGCACCCCAGGCGGCCUCAAUGGAGAGACCGUUGAUGGCAACACAGGCACCGGCGGACGAGGGUCAGGCUCAGCACCUUCGUCUGCCACAGCGAGGAGGGGCAGAGUGCACUGGGAUUCCGGCGCAGGCACCCACCCGGGCCUAGCCUCGAAGCGCUUCCAGGGACAGCACGGCGGACCCACGGUCACCGUCCGACAGCCUGCCGCUGCUGCCACGCAGGCUGGUGGCGGUGUCGUACCCACGUCGUCUACCAGUGUCCAGAGGGCCCACCAUCCGGGCCCGCUCAUGCUCCACACGAGGCUUUCACCCAUGAACGAACAGCCGAGUGAGGGCAUCCACCAGGGCCUCGAGGAGGGCAAGGCCCAAGAGAACCGUCAGCUGGUGCCGACGCUCAGUCUGACAGGCGCAAAGAGCCUCGAUGAGCGAGGGCUCGACAACCGAGCUUUCCUUGAGCUCCAGCGGGAGCUUCAGAGGCAUGAGGCCCACGAGGGGACCGAUGCUGUCGUCGCUGAAAAUGGCGACUGGAUCGAAAUGCAGGGUGGCGGACAACAGCAGCAACAACAGCAAUCACAACAACAACAACAACAACAGCAACAGCAGCGUCGACGGAAAUCGAAAGCCGAGACGCCAGACUGGGCCAGCAGCGGCACAUCGACGCCCGGUGGUGGGGACUGGACCUCCGAGUCUGGCAGCUACGAUCCAGCAAAUGACUCGGAUCUGGAUCACAUUGACUUUAUGCCUGGCGAGACGGACGGGUUGCCAGCGAGACGCAAGAAGAAGAAGGGAGCAGCGGAGGAGGAAGAUGCGCAGCCAAAGGGCUGGGCAAGGAUUCGAGGGUUGAUGUUCGGCAAGGGCGACGAAGACGAGGCGGGCAAAGCGGAGGCGCAGACGGCCAGCUCGCCCACGAGUCGACCGUAUGAGGAAGGUGGUCCUACAAACACAAAGUCGGUCCCCGUCACGACGUCGACCGGCACUCGGCCCGGCGGUCCCAGGAGCAGACCGACAAAGUUCGAGCGAGAGGCCGCCAAGCUUGUUCGAGCGCACAAGCUCAUGACCGGUCAGGGCGCUGGGUCGAUGUCGGAGGACGACGGCAUGCCGGGCGUUUCUUCGAUGCCAACCAACAAACGCGACCAUCUCGAUUCGGGCGCCUCAACGCCCGACAAUCUCGAUACGGCCGCGAACCUCUCUGCCCGACCCAUUGCCGCCGGUGGUGUGCUGGGUAACCUUCUGAAGCUCUAUGAACAGCAGCAGAAGGAGCAGCAGGCCGCACGGAAAGCCAGCGGCAUGAGCUCAGAGGCUACCAGUCCGCUCAGCACGCCAGGACCCGCCGGCGGCAGCGCCACGGGUGCCGGUGGUGCAGCUGCGGGCAUCGGAGGUCAUGGCGUCGGCGAUGGCAACCUAUCAGAUUUGGUGGCUGCAGAGCUUCGACGCGAGGAUGCCGCCGCCAAGGCUCGAGGAGCGCGACCUAUUUCGUCGACAUCCUCCGGUGUUGAUAGCCCCUCGAGGCGACGCAUGAGCUGGGCUCCUUCCGGCGGCAAUAGUCCCGGCUGGACGAAGGACAUCACGUCUGGAGGUCUCGCCAUUGCUGGUGCGGGUAAAAAGGUCUUGUCGAUUGCCGCAAAGGAGGCUGGUAUCGACGAGGCCAUCGACGAACGACCAAAGGCCAGCCGAUCGUCUGCCGGCACGAUUGGCGGUCUGAUUGCCACGACGGGAAACCUCAUCGGCGCCGUCAGCCCUUAUCAUGCGCAGCUUGGUCCCAAUCCAAAGCGCCCAGGGUACACUCUCGAUCGCUACUUGCUUCCCGAGAUGAACGCCAAGACGCUCAAGCGCACGGCUGAGAUCGUUGCAGAUGCCGCGCCGAGGCCCCAUUGGCGAUCUCAGCCGGGCACACCAGGAGCUGGUCACCACUCACCGGGCAUGUCUUCGCUUGACCACAAGGAGCCAGACAGUGCCGAAACCCAAGCCAUGACGCCGCCCAGCGGUGGGGCUCACUCGCCCAGGAAGUCAUUCACGAGGCCUUCGAGCAUCAUCAACGUACGUCCCAAUUCGACCAAGACGGCACUGCACACUCGCAAGAACAGCGCCGGCACGGCACCCCACAGCGCAGGCGCGGGAGCCCAUCUGCACCUGCCGCACAUGCCCAACUUUGCCAGGACGUGGACUGGCCAUUCCAACGUCAAUACGCCUGAUGUCCUGGGUGACGCGCACGGGAGCGACUACUUUGGCAAGGAGGAGCUCGACGAGAAGGCAGCCAAGGCCGAGUGGCAGCGCAAGCUCAAGCGGAGGGCAAAGGACAAGCGCAAGAAGGAGGAGAUCUUCAUCACGAUGCACGUCGCAGCUAUCCUCCAGCGCCAGGAGUUCCUCAUGAAGCUGGCGCGGGCGUUGAUGAUGUUCGGAGCGCCCACCCACCGGAUCGAGACGCAGAUCCAGCAGACGGCCAGAGUCUUGGAGAUCAACUGCCGCUGCAUCUACCUGCCCAACCUCAUGCUCUUGGCCUUUGGCGACGACACGACGCACACAUCCGAGACAAAAUUCAUCAAGCAAGGCGGUGGCCUCGACCUGACGAAGCUCACUGACAUGCACUCCAUCUACUGGAACGUCAUUCACGACAAGAUUGGCGUUGCCGAGGCGUCUUCGCAGCUUGACGAGCUCAUGCGAAGGAAGCCCAUCAUCUCACGGAUCCCCAUGGUCAUCAUUGGAGGAUUCUGCUCGUCUUUCAUCUGUGUUGGACCCAUGGGCUUCAGCGGCUCGUUCAUCGAUGCGCUCGCCGCUUUUCCGCUCGGUUGCUUCCUCGUCUUUUGCCAGAGCGUCAUCACAACGGAGCUCUUUUCGAACGUCUUUGAGAUUCUUUUUGCCGCCAUCAAUUCUUUCGUCGCCUCGGCCUUGGCUUCGACUGGUUACUUCUGCUAUGCAGGCGUCGUCUCGGGUUCCAUCGUGCUGAUUCUACCCGGCUUCAUCGUCCUCAGCGGUUCGUUGGAGCUUCAGUCCAAAAAUCUUAUCGCCGGGUCCGUUCGACUCGUCUACGCCAUCAUCUAUUCGCUGUUCCUCGGUUUUGGCAUCUCGAUUGGAUACUCGUUCUGGCUUCUGUUUAGCGGCAGUGACAGCGACAGUCAAACACUGCGCCAGUGCAGCGUGGUCCACAACGACAAGUGGUGGAUGAGCGACGUGCCCCUGAUCUGGGCCCUCUUGACGGUCCCUGGCUACUCAAUCGCGCUGUCGAUCCGAAACCAGGCCAAGGUAACCAGGAAGGAGUUCCCCGUCAUGGUAGCCAUUGCCAUUGCUGGCUGGGCCACCAAUCACUUCGCAGCUCAGUCGAAAUCGCUUUCGCAGAGGAGCGACGUGACAAGUGCUCUGGGCGCCAUGGCCGUCGGUCUCCUCUCGAAUGUUUUUGGCCGCAUUUAUGAUGGCAAGUCUUAUACGGUCGCUUGCGUCGGCGUUCUCUACCAGCUUCCGAGCGGCCUGAGUGGCGGAGGCGGUCUUCUGAGCUUCGCCAAUGACCAGAACAAUUCUGCUGGCAACAUCUCGUCAGGUUUCUCGGUCGCACAGAGCCUUGUCGAGGUCGCUCUGGGCCUCACUGUCGGGCUCUACGCCGCCACAGUUAUUGCGUACAUUGUCGGCGGUCGCAAGAUCAGAGGUGGCGGCCUCUUUUCAUUCUAAAAAUCUCGCCUCUUCAUCAGCAUUCAACACAGAACACUUUCGACCAUCAUUGCCUCCUAAUCUAUACUUCUUCUCUGGCGCUCUAUUCUCACAAUCUGUUUCGACCUCAGCGUUUACGACAAGGGCCCCGUGGCCAGCGUCACACCUCAUUCUGUAGAUAAUAGACUUCAUUACAAAGGAAGCAACUUCCUGCUCUCUCAUCAAUCAAAAGUAUCGUUCCCUCUCAUC
Molecule: messenger RNA, 4377 nt
Organism: Acaromyces ingoldii
Lineage: Eukaryota; Fungi; Basidiomycota; Exobasidiomycetes; Exobasidiales; Cryptobasidiaceae
Product: DUF1212-domain-containing protein
Exons: 1
Coding region: 334-4149 (1271 amino acids)
Biological process (GO): transmembrane transport
Molecular function (GO): transmembrane transporter activity
Source: RefSeq, a predicted model, not a curated record